Messenger RNA from Alexandromys fortis (reed vole), 8966 nucleotides. It is a transcript of the gene Rnf38, whose product is annotated as ring finger protein 38. The coding region runs from base 220 to 2001 and encodes 593 amino acids. The record is from RefSeq and is a predicted model, not a curated record. Gene Ontology annotation, biological process: protein ubiquitination. Gene Ontology annotation, molecular function: ubiquitin protein ligase activity. Lineage: Eukaryota; Metazoa; Chordata; Mammalia; Rodentia; Cricetidae. The transcript has 12 exons.
GGAGCCGCGGCCCGGAGUCUGGCGCUCAUUGGAGGCGCGGCGCGGCCUCCCCGCCCCCCGGCGUCCCCGCCCCCUCCGCCGCGGCCGGGCUCCGCCUUCUGGCCCGCCGGGAGCCGCCUCCGUCGCCGCCACAGCCUCCUUCGCCGCCGGCCCGGGCCCAGCCAGCGCCCGCCGUGCCGGAGUCGAGUCGCAGCCCGAGCUGCUGCCCGCGGCCCCGCCAUGAGCGGAAGCGCCGCCGCCGCGGUCGCGGUCGCUGCCGCCUCAGCUGCCGCUGCCGCCGCCGCGCACUUCCAGCCUCGGCCGUCGUCUCCCAGGCCGGGCCCCGCCGAGCUCGGGCCCCCGCGCCGCCCGCGCCCCCCGCCACCACCGCCGCCGCCCCGGCCCGAGCCUGCCGCCGCCGGCCGCCUUAGCCCUCCGGGCCACGGGCCUCUUCGGACCGGGACGCAGGGUGGCGGCGCCUGCGGCAGAGCGUCCGGAGCAGGUAGUGUUGGUGCUUCUUUUCAGUGCCGGUCCGUCCAUCACGACCACAUUUGUCAUGAUGACAGUGACAAGAUCUCUCCCGGGGCCAAUUCAGCACCUCUGCCUGGCCAUCCUAACAAGGUGAUUUGUGAAAGGGUGAGACUUCAGAGCCUGGUCCCUCUUCUCCCAAGUGAUCAGAACACUACCGUUCAAGAGGAUGCUCACUUCAAAGCUUUCUUCCAGGUUCUUAUAUGUUUACCCUUACCUUACACAGAGCUGAGAAUCACACAUUCUAACUUGUUUCUCGGAAGACUUAAACAGACAUCUCAUUGGCAUUUACCUUAUUUUAGUCCUCCCAUCAGGCGUCAGCGAGGAAGAAGGGAUCGUCUGUCUCGACAUAAUUCCAUUAGUCAAGAUGAAAACUAUCACCAUCUCCCUUACGCACAGCAGCAAGCAAUAGAGGAACCUCGAGCCUUCCACCCUCCGAAUGUAUCUCCCCGUCUGUUACAUCCAGCUGCUCAUCCUCCCCAGCAGAAUGCAGUCAUGGUCGACAUACAUGAUCAGCUCCAUCAAGGAACAGUUCCUGUCUCCUACACGGUAACCACGGUGGCGCCCCAUGGGAUUCCACUCUGCACAGGUCAGCACAUCCCUGCUUGCAGUGCACAACAGGUCCCAGGAUGCUCUGUGGUCUUCAGUGGACAACACCUCCCUGUCUGUAGUGUGCCUCCUCCAAUGCUUCAGGCCUGUUCGGUUCAGCACUUACCAGUCCCAUAUGCUGCAUUCCCACCCCUUAUUUCUAGUGAUCCAUUUCUUAUACACCCUCCUCACCUUUCUCCCCACCAUCCUCCUCACUUGGCACCGCCAGGCCAGUUUGUCCCUUUCCAGACACAGCAGUCACGGUCGCCUCUACAGAGGAUAGAAAAUGAAGUGGAACUCUUAGGAGAACAUCUUCAAGUGGGCAGUUUUACUUAUCCCCCCUCGGCCCAUCCCCCAACAUUACCUCCUUCAGCUCCUUUGCAGUUCCUGACCCAUGACCCUCUGCAUCAGGAGGUAUCCUUCGGCGUACCUUAUCCUCCAUUCAUGCCUCGGAGACUCACAGGGCGUAGUAGAUACCGAUCCCAGCAGCCAGUACCACCUCCCCCUUACCAUCCAAGCUUACUGCCUUAUGUGUUAUCAAUGCUUCCAGUACCACCUGCUGUGGGCCCAACUUUCAGCUUUGAAUUGGAUGUAGAAGAUGGAGAAGUAGAAAAUUACGAGGCCCUGCUGAACCUGGCAGAAAGACUGGGAGAGGCGAAGCCUCGGGGACUGACUAAAGCAGAUAUUGAACAGCUUCCCUCCUACAGGUUCAACCCUAACAACCACCAGUCGGAGCAGACUUUGUGUGUAGUAUGCAUGUGUGAUUUUGAGUCGAGGCAGCUUCUUAGAGUCUUACCCUGUAACCACGAGUUCCAUGCCAAGUGUGUCGAUAAAUGGCUGAAGGGAAAUCGUACUUGCCCAAUUUGCCGAGCUGAUGCUUCAGAAGUACAUCGGGAUUCAGAGUGACCAGCCUACGAGCACAGAUUUAGUUUGGGUGUUCCUCAUCACGUGUAUAUAUGGACUAUCCAUUGAACUUAACCUGUGUGGCUUCCAGCCCUCCCUUUACCAAAAGGGUCAAUGGACCUUUCUUUGCACUGUGUGACUUAAUCAACUAUAAAAGCUUACAAUUAGUCUUCACAAUUAUGGGAUUGUUAUACUAACUGUGUGAUUGGAACUCCAAAGAUCUUUUCUUUAGCUUAAUUUCGUGUGUGCACUAACAUUCCCUGGUUUUUGUGUGAUCAUUCCGAGUGUUGCUGCAAGAUUACAGUGGACGUGAUCUUUUAGCAUGUGCUUUUAUAAAAAGUGGUAGCUCCAGAUGAUAUAGCAAUCUACCUUAUAUAGAGCCUUCAGAAACUGUGAGUGGAAGUGAGUGCAGCGUGUGAACUGUGUGAGAGAGCGUGUGCAACUACAUGUGUGGGGGCAUGGUAGCUACUGUGUGUAUGAGAUCCUAUAUACCAGCAUGUACCAAGAAUGUGUGUGUAGUUUUAAUUAUGCUGCAAUGUAUAAUCUGGUGUGUUAUUUAAACAGCACUAGUACUGUACACUGGUUUUCCCCUUGUGUUUGCUGUUGCACACUGAUUGCUAAGGGUGCAUCAAUUCUAAGCAUUGAAUACUUCGUCCCCUUCCCUCCCAAGGAAUGGAAUGAGAAAAGCCUUCUUCCUUUGCUUCAGGCAGCUGUCCCCUUCUCUUCCUCUGUGAUCCUAAGUGGGUCACUUAAGAAAAAAUGUCAGAUUCUCACUCCAUGACCUGAUUUUUUUUUCUUCAAUUCUGUUGUAAAAGAAACUUUUAAGUCUCCAACUUGCUAUUUCCAAAAAGAAGGUGCAAUAUCACGAUCCUCAUUAGCAAUAUCGGCAUUUCAGUCGGAGAUCUGAGUGUUUCUACUUCUUGUUUCUCCUUUACAUUUCCAGUAGCGUUUUACAGAAAGGACCUGUGAUUUUAUUCAUGUGUAGAUUUGUAGUCUGUUUCGAAGAUGUUUGAGUAAUAUAUUUUUAAGAACACCACUGGUCCCAUAAGUAUCGCCUUCUUGACUUCCUGUAGAACAAAAUCUGUUAUCUAACUCAGCCUGGUUUCUGGUGUGUGUUCUUCGCUCAGGCCUCCAUGGGUAACUAAAUUGUUUUAAGAGAGCUAUUUCUGUUGGUGUUAAUUGAAUUCCCACACUCUGGUCCUGAAGUUCUCUAGUUCUUUCCUCAGUAAACAUUCUCGUCGAAACCUUUGUUUCAGGAUGAUAGAGUGCUGUGACAGCUCCCUUCUUAGGUCUGGUUUGCUUUGAUGUCUUACUCUUUCUCUUUUAUGUCAGAAUGAGAAAAAGCUUAAUACAAUAGGUGCCCAGAAUACUUGCAGUGUAAAUGAAGAUUGGAUUUUGUAUAAAAAAUAAUAAUGCUGUCAAACAGGAAUUGACCUUUAUUUAAUCGGAAAUGAUACAUAGCCGUGUAAAACAAGACAGAUUGAUUGACCAUAAAUCAGGUUGGAAGUCACUUUUCAGCAGUUGGAUUCCUUCCUCCUUCUCUCAGUGUGCUCAGCCUUGUCUGCCUCUUUGUGAGUUCUCGGCUUCUGUCUGCAGCCAAGCGUGCUGCAGCCUUCCGGUCACAACUGUGACACUUUGUUGCCAACCUCACUCAACUCGCAAUUGGCACUGGGCCUUUUUUUUUUUUUUUACUCUGACAGGGAGUGUGUUCAACUACUUGCUACUGCCGUGUUCUUUACCCUCCCUUGUCUCUAAGCUCACCACAGCCUAGAGUUCAGGAAAGUCAAUCCACACAGAAGCACAAUUUUGUCUUCUUCAGACACUGUUGCCUCUCUAGUCAGACAAUAGGAUUGGACCUAUUUUCUGUUUGCCCUAAACUAAGUGUGUCAGAAAUACACUGAAAUAGUGGUGAAUGCACGUGUUACUUUUAAAUCGUUAGGAUACCCCUCCCGUUCCUAAUGAUGAAAAGGUGUGUUAAAGUCAAAAUUAAUGGCUUAUAAUAGUCAUCUCCAAAUCACAUGCAGUUUAAUCUUUAUUUUUUAAUUUAAAGAAAUCAUGUUUAAAAUGACAAAAGUCCAUAUUAUAUAUACACUUUUAUAUAGCUGCAAAAACUUUAUACCUGUACAGCUCUCCCAUGGCUCCACUCAGUGUUUGUUUUCCUGGUGCACACAGGUGAAGCACUUUCCUCGUUUCUACAGAGAUACUGACUACCAAGGCACACUGUGCUAAGACCGGAAAGCAGCCUUUCCUUAUUCUGUCGAUAUUUGCCAUGACGUUCCCUUCCCAGUAGAUUUUUUUUUUUUUUUUUAAUAUAAGUAGUUGGCAAUUUAGGAGGCAGCAGGUCUGUCCUGGUAAAAUUGUGUUUUGCAGUUAUGACUGCUGUCUCCAUGGGGUGUCUUCUCUUAGCACAGAACUGUUAGAGAAGGAUCAGACUUUUGUUCAUGGUGUGGUUGGUGUAUUUUAGGAGCAGACCUGGCGUGAUCUCUGUGGCCAGAAAAUGAGAAAGUGCGGUUGGCUUCUGCCUAACUGUCAUCUCUGGGAGAUGCACUGGGUGGCAGAUGGAUGUUGGUAGCCUUCAUCCUCUUCCUCCUAGAACAAUGUUGGCUUUACCGUCUUAACUCAGCUGUGGAGUUUUGUUGUUGUUUGUUGGUUGGUUGGUAGGUUUUAGAUUUGGGGUUUGGGCGUUUUGGUUUGUGUGGGUUUUUUUUUUUUUUUUUUUUUUUAUAAAUCACCAUAUUUUGUAUUUUCAACUCCAACCUCAACAAAACAACUCAAGGCCUCUAAGUAUCAAGAUACCAUACUAAUAUUUUCCUGUCCUGAAUUUUUUUUUUUUAGCAGAAUCUGAAAUUGUGAAAGCAUAUUAGAUUUUCUACACUCCCUGAACUUUAAUUUGGUAGAAUUCUUAAUCUGGGCCUCUUGUGGUAAUUUCCAGUGUGAUCUGCCUGCCAGCUUCCGAGAACACUUUCACAGUAUCUCUGGCCCUUCUCGAGUCUGCUCCCCAUAGUGCAUCUGGUUACCUCAUGUUGCUGUUUGUUUAAGAUUAUGAAAACUCACGGGGUGUUUGUUGGAAUCAUUUGCUGAGUCAUUUCCUCAAAUCAUAUUCCAUUGUACCAGUUAACAUAUAGUUUUAAAUGUAUGUAUUAUAAAUAUCUGUAACCAAAUCAUUUGAAGGCUUGAUAAAUUUUUAACAAAGUUUGUACAUUUUUUAUGAAAGUUACUAGUAAUGCUUUACUAAGUAGUGCAAUGAAUUUUUAUUUUUAAUCCCUGUGCCCAAUUUUGGAGUUGAGAGGGUUGUUGGUAAUAAAUGUAUGAUGUACACUUAAAAUAUCUGUUGUGUUUCAUGUUAGGUAUGUUUUAGGAGCUGUGUUUACAAAGGGGGGUGUGUGAUAGGGUACAGCAAGGUGGUAGAGCCGGCUUGGUGCUCACCGCUGAGCCUGGUCUUUAAAGUAUAGUCUUGGUGUUGGUUUAAACAACUGGAGUUACAAAACGAGCAUGGUAACAUAGGUAUCUACUUGUUUCCUUAAAAGACCAAGCAAUCAGCAGAAAAUGUAGCUCAGGUGGGUCCAUGCAUAUCUGACAAGCUGCAGGUACAGGAGACUUAACCAUCUCUUCUCUGUGUCUCUGUGCAGCACCCUCCCCAUGAACCAUAAGAUAGAGAAAACAGCGGUGUGGCUGGGAGAGCAAGGGCAUAUCAGGGACAGUUUUCAGCCAAGUCACUGUGAGCGUAAUGAGGGGAAAGGACCCCUGUUCAUUGUCAUACACGGUGACUUAAAAUGUAAGGAAUCUGCUGACCGAUUUACUUGAGAAGGUGUCUGAUACCCCACCAGCAAAAGCAUUCAGAAAUCCUGAGUUAUAAGCCAUAACCUGAAAAAAUGGCUGUUCUAAAAAGCCAUGGGCUCCUCAGCAAAUAUUCUUUCAAUAGGAGUGGAAGUAUCGGUGCUGAUGCUCUAAGGGCCUCGUCUUUGCCAAGAGUUUACAGUGCUCUCCUGAGUUGGCUUUGGUGAUAUCACAGGCAUCUCAAAUGUGCCCACAGACUUCACUGGCUACAAUGUUUAACAGAGCAGAAGCUUCUAUUUACACUACAGAGUAAGAUUUCUGAAAGGUGUGGUCAGGUCACACCUGUCUGAAGUGUAGUCGUGUAAGACAGUUUAGUGGCCACGUAUAAAAGCAGAAGAAUUGGCCAGGUAGAGUGCUUCCUUAGUCUGGCUUCAGUCCCUGACUGGAAGAAAAAAAAUGUUAUUCAACCCAGCAUACAUCUUUCAGUAUAUAUGCUUUUGACCCCAGCACUUGAGGCCAGCCUGGUCUACAGAGUUAUUUCCAGGUCAGACUCCAACAGAAAAAAAAAAAUCUUUUGUAUUUUCUCAGAUCCUGUAUAUUAAAGCACAUCUAAUUUAAACUGGCCACAUUGUAAAUAUUCAGUAACCCAUGGAAGUGGCUGCCAUACUAGAUGACUCAGAUCUAGACCACUGUGCUGUAUUAUCUGGUUUCCAGGAACUGCAGGUUAAAACGGGUAGAGUUUGCUUGUAAUCCUGACACAUGCUGGAAGGUUUAAGGUUGUAUUUAGGGGAAUGCACUUUAAAUGGACCUUACAGAGGACAACUUUGGAUGUUACUCGGUGUUCCUCUUGUUCUUUGAGACGGGGUCUCUCACUGGCCUGGAGCUUGCUGAGCAGGCUAGGCUGACUGACCUGUGAGCCCCAGAGGUCCUUUUGUUGCCUCCUCCUUAGCACUGGGAUUACAAGUGUGUGCCACCAUUCCCAGCUCUGUUUUUGUUUUGUUUUGUUUUGUUUUAAUGUGGGUUCUGGGAAUCAGACUUUGGGUCCUUGUGCUUGCAACACUUAACUGACUGGCUAUCUCCCCUUGCUGUUAACAGAGUAAAUUAUAUUUAUUGUUAGACAAUUUUAUACAUGUAAGCAAUGUAUAUUGGUCAUAUGCAUUCCCAGUUUGCCCCUCCCAUUCCCCCAGGCAUCUUCAACAUGUCUCUGGUCCCCAUUUUUGUAACUGUGAUAGCUGUUCUUGGUUGUCAUCUUGACUGCAUCUGCAGCUAACAAGCCCAAACAUCUGUGUGCAUCUGUGUGGGAUCUUCUUCUUGAUUGUGUCAUUAGAAGUAGGAGAAACCACUUUCAAUGCCUAUCUUUUGAAGUGGGAAGAUCCACCUUUAAUCUGGGAGGACGUUCUUGCUCUUGAUGACAAGUCCAUUCCUUCGCUGGAUCAAAGCCUACUACUUCAAGAUUCCAGUGUAUACUGAAGACCAGCUGAGACAUCCAACCUCGUGUAUUGAAGAAACUCCUGGAUUCUUUGACCUUCCGUUUUGGGUAGACAGCCACUGUUGGACUAGCUGGACCACAGCCUGUAAAGCAUUCUAAUAAAUUGCCUUAAUAUCUUUUCUACAAAUUCUGUUUCUCUAGAGAACCCUGACUGAUAGCACUCAUUGAGUCCAAUUAGUUGCUGCCUGUUGGAAUAUUGGCCAAUCUUGGCUUGGUUUUUGUACAGGUAACCACGGCUGCAGUGAGCUCUGCCAUGUCCUGUCCAGAAGACAGCAUUUCUCAGUAACUGUUAGAUUCUUCUUCCUCAUUCUGAGCCUUUGGGAAGAGAAGGGUGCAGAACCAAACUUCUAAGUUUUAUCAUUCUUAAAUUAUAUAUCAUGCCUUAAAUUAUAGUCAGAUUAAAAAGCACUUCACUUUGAAUAGCUAAUGUAAUUUGUUAUGGUGUAAAGAUUCACUUGAAAAGCAGGUUUAGUUGCUAUGAACAAUAUGCUGCCCUGGUACAAUUCAGGAACCAAGUUCCUAGGCUUGGGACUAUAGCUCAGGUGGUAGGGAACCUGCCUAGCAUCACACAGACUGAGUAUGGUGGUACCUGUCUACAGUCCCAGCACUUGGAAGCAAGAGGACUAGGAGUUCGGGAUAGCCUUGACUACAUAUGAGUUCAAACUGUGUCAAAAGAUCCCAGCCAUGUUUGCUUAACGCCUUUAGAAUCCUCAACUAUUUAAAUAGAUAUGUGAGAGAAAUAAAUGGUGGUCAGGGCUAGAGAGAUGAUUCUGCUCUUACAGGAGGCCUGGGUUUGGCUCACUCACCCAGCAGCUCACAAGUGUCUUAAUUCCAGCUCCACGGCACCCAGUACCCUCUUCUGUCCUCUGGCAUCUACACUCUGUGCUCACGCACACAGAGAUCAAAUUGGGUUUUGUAUUUUGGUUUUUGUUUUCAUCUGAGCAGCCCUAACAUUGGCCAUUCUGAAGAACCUGAGAGUGGUUAGCUUUUAACCUACUUUCAGAUGAUGGGCUGGAUUCUUACUAAGAUUACAGUACAGUGUACGCGCACCUAACUUCUUGCAUGGUUCUCUGCUUCCCAAAAUAGCAGGAAAUUCAGGAAUAAAAGUCUAGUAGCUGUGGUAUAGCACUUGGUUAGCAUGUUCAAUUCCAUGAGAUGGAUCACCAGCACCACCAAAAUAUAAAACCAUAUCAAGCCUUUGGUUCUUGGCCUACUAUGAAAACAAGGUAAGAUGAUAUGGUGGUUGUAAGUGGAAAUAGAACUUAAACAUUGUAGUUGUCUCUGCUGAUUUUGGAUACUAAUAGCACAUUGCUGCUACAUCAAUGAAACCAUCCUGCCAAAAUUGAGCUAGCCUAACAAAAGAGAAAUGUAUUAUCUUUCACAAUUGAGCCUUAGAAAGCCCUAGUGUGGUCACUGACACAGAUGGAAAUGGAUUGGCUAUGCUAGUUUCAGAAGCCCAGAAGGAAAUGGGUUUCUAGGUCCCAAAUGCCAAAUUCUACUUGGGGAAGACAAGCCAGAAAGAAGAAAAAUCACUUGACCCUAGGCCUUCUGAGGCAGCCUGGGCAGUAUAGAGUAUAACAAGGUACCCCCAUCUCAUUAAAAAGCAUUGAGGUAGUUCAACAGGUAUAAAAAGUGCUUACAGCCCUACAACCUGUGAUUGAUACCCAAAUCCACCUAAAAGUAAAAAGAGAAUCAGCCCCAC